UCUCCGUUCAAGUAUGUAGGGAGGGCAAGUCCAGACUGAACUGAGGGUGUGCCAAAAAGAAAAUAGGCGUUGCGUGUCAUGCGGUAGUAAAACUAAAAGAGGGACAAACAAGACGUGAUUUUGACUGCCAGGCUCCGGUCUGCUGUCUUGCUUCGGAUCCAGUGGCUCUGUGUGAACGGACUCGACUUGAAACACGAACCGACUCCGAAUCGCUCGGAUAUCAGACACGAUCAAGGAUUUGUCAUGAAAAGGAGAGAAAAUCAUCUAAAAUAAGGCCUGUCAUUUUCUGUAUCUUUCUGUCUUUUAAAAUCCAGUGUAAUGUUGCGUAAGUUCAGUUCGGAGGGUGCGCUGUUGGAGCUGGACCUCCUGCCCUGGGAAGACACAGAUGGGACCUUGGAGGAUGGGUCAGAUGGAGCCUCAGCAUCCUGUCCUUGCACCCCAGAUGCGAUGUCAGGGAGUGCUGGAAAGGGGGAGCUCAAGAGAGAUCACAGCGUUAGUAUGGAAAAUCUGUCCGACUUGGAGAAGGACUCCGGUUUACUGAAAGUGACGAACCUUAAUGAGAGCUUUAAAGCGUACAGUGACAGCCAGCUCACUGGCACUGCUAAAGGCAGCUGUGAGAGUGAGGGAAAGUGUGAAGCGCAGCACCACUCCCCGUCAUCCACACUGAAAUCUGGCCAAAUGCACGUCUCCCAAAAACCUCCCCACUAUCACCGGCAGCAAGCUCGGGCAAAACUGGCAGCUGCUAAGUUACACGUUAAAAGUUUGUUUGGACAGGGUUCACCGCAGUCCUCGCAUUCGAAUCUGACAAGUGCGGAGCACAGAGAGAGUGUAGCCAGUGCUAAAGAGAGGCGUUCUCGAAUGCCUUUCCUCAGGCAGUGGAGUGAGGUGGGUCACAGCAGAGCUCAGCUCAGCAGGACGGAGAUGGAGAGCUGGGCCAAGUCCCUUGAUGUUUUGCUGGAAAGCAGAGUGGGAGUCACAGUGUUUGAAGCGUUCCUGCGAUCCGAGUAUAGUGAGGAAAACCUGCAGUUCUACUCGGCCUGUGAGCAGUACAGACAGUCGUCCAACAAAUUCAGCCUGCAGAGACGGGCGAAAAUGAUCAUGGAGACUUACAUCCAGCCGGGUGCUCCCAGAGAGGUGAACCUGGACAGUAAGACGAGAGAACUGACCCUUGAACUCCUCAAAGCCCCCUCUCACACGUCCCUCUCACACGCCCAUAGACGCAUCUACUGCCUGCUGGAAAUGGACAGUUACCCCCGCUUCCUCCAGUCAGAGAUCUACCUCACACUACUGAGGGACUCCUAUUAGAUUGAGAUUGGGUGAAAUGUCUGAAAAAGCGGAGUCAUCCUAAAAACUGAACAGACAUCAUGCCUGGACAGUGGAGAGUGCAAACAUGUCUCUAUCAUGAAAAAAAUAAAAAAUCAUCUAAACUACUGAAGAAUGUUUUAGUGAUAAAAAAAAGAAAGAAACAGAUUAUGCAAUCGUCUUGAACUUGAAUGCAUAGUGUCUAAAGGGACAUGCAAUGGGAAAAAGAAGCGCUGAGAUUUUACUUUUGAUAUUGUCUUUUUUUUAUCUGGCAUGUAGACAGUCAACAAAGAGAAAAACACGUCUGGCCAGAAUGGGCUGUUCAGGGAAAGGCUGGAGCACACUUAUUAGAGUGACUUUAGGGUCAUGACUCCAGCUGUAUGUGUGGUUACAAACCAGCAGCACUAAUGACUCAUUCCUCGAAUUUACUUUCCAAUAAAUAAUUCUAUAAUAUAGUUAAAUAGAUAUUCAAACAAAACCUCAAGCUCUCACCAAGACAAAGUUCAAAUAGACUGUUAUCUAAAUAAGCAAUUGAACACAUGUACUUUAAGUAAAAGUUGGAUACUUCCUUGUAGGCUUGACAGACGGCCAGAUUGCAUACUAAAGCUGUACUCGUCAUUCAUUUGAAGAAAAGGUGACUGUAGACAUUGAAAUCAAAGGUCUAUCAAGGAGUUUGGCCCUUUUUAAAUCAUCACACAUGUAUAAGUGGUACUCUGUAGAGCGUGUUGCAGGGAAAUGUCACAAGUUGACAGGGUUCAAAUGCAGACGCUGAACGGGAACCUGCUUGAGCAAACUGACACCAGAACCAAUACCAUCCCAGUAAGCACAUGUACAUUUCCAAGGCUUCGGUUAAAGAGCAAUUACCCUGAAGAGCACUGUUUACUUGUUAUUGAACAACUGAAGAACAUCUUAAAAAGAGCAGAUCACAAAAAUGUCAAACUUGAACAUCUGAGAGGGAACAUUUUUUAAAUGUAUAUUCCAGAUGAACGCACAUAGAUAAAACAAAUUGUGAUGUGUUUGUAUUUUAGUGUCUGUUGAUGAUGUCUGCUGUGACUGCCAGACGGUUUAUGUAUUAUUAAUGUACACAUGCUACCAAGAACCGCAUGCACUAAUUUCCUUUGUCAAAUGUUUUCCAAGGGUUUAAUCUGUUUUGAGCAUAAUAUAAAGGACUUCCUUAAGGGAAUCAUGGAACUAUGUGAUCAGUGUACAAGAAUGAUUACCAGUUUGACUAUCAGAGUAUUUAUGUUGUUUGAGAGCAGCGAUGUAAAUGAAUCGAACAGAAGAAAAUGUUCCACCGUUUAAUUUAAUUUAAAAAAGUCUGUACUUUUGCAUUGACCUGUUUUUGAAAAACAUUAUAAAACAUUUUGUGAUUAUAAAAGCACAACCCAUAAAACAAAUAGCCAAAACAUUUAUAAACAGGACUGAUA
Molecule: messenger RNA, 2729 nt
Organism: Carassius carassius (crucian carp)
Lineage: Eukaryota; Metazoa; Chordata; Actinopteri; Cypriniformes; Cyprinidae
Product: regulator of G-protein signaling 18-like
Exons: 6
Coding region: 319-1305 (328 amino acids)
Source: RefSeq, a predicted model, not a curated record